AUGGAUGAUCUAUAUGACGAGUUCGGCAAUUUUAUAGGCGAGGAAGCCGAGUCGGAGGCAGGCUCCGACGCGGGCGUCGAUGCCGGCGAUUAUGUCUACGAUGAUGCUGCCGGCGAUGUUGAGGAUGACGACGAGCUCAUGCAGGUGGAUGAUGGCCCCUCCAACGCCGUGAUCCUCCACGAAGACAAGCAGUACUAUCCGACCGCCGAGCAGGUAUAUGGUCAAGAUGUUGAGACCCGUGUCGAAGAGGAGGAUGCGCAACCUCUCACCCAACCCAUCAUUGCCCCGAUUGAGACGAAAAAAUUCACCAUUGAGGAGGAGGAUCUUCCGCCCGUCUACUACAGCCGCGAGUUCAUGACGGACCUGAUGAACUUUCCUGACCAAAUACGAAACGUUGCGCUUGCUGGUCACUUGCAUCACGGAAAGACGGCCUUCACCGACAUGCUUGUCCUAGAGACACACGACAUCCUCGAGAAGCUGGACAAGAGAGUAGGCCGAAAGCGCGACGAGGCGCUGCGAUACACAGACAUCCAUAUCCUCGAACGCGAACGCGGCCUCUCCCUCAAAUCGUCGCCUAUGAGCUUCGUACUGCCAAACUCCAAGGGCAAGUCGCAUCUGAUCAAUGUCAUCGACACCCCAGGCCACGUCAACUUUGUCGACGAGAUUGCUGCUGCUUGCCGACUAGUGGACGGUGUCUGUUUGGUCGUUGAUGUGGUGGAGGGUGUGCAGGUGAACACGGAGCAAAUCAUCAAGCAUGCCGUCCUGCAGGAUCUGCCGCUAACGUUGAUUGUCAACAAACUGGACCGACUCAUCGUGGAGCUGAGACUGCCGCCCAAGGACGCUUACUUUAAACUGAAACACGUUAUCGAGGAGGUCAACACAAUAAUCACAAACACCGUCCCAAACACAUCGACAGCCAAGCGCAUUAGCCCCGAGAAGGGAAAUGUUCUGUUCGCCUGCACGGAUCUGGGAUGGUGCUUUACGCUACAGUCGUUUGCCAAGAUGUACGCGGAUAGCUACAGCGACGUCCCCGCCGAGGACUUGGCCAAGCGCCUCUGGGGAGACGUUUACUUUAACCCCAAGAAACGAACCUUUUCACGCAAACCACUCGAGGAUAGAACCGCGAGAUCAUUCGUCCACUUUGUGCUGGAACCCAUUUACAAAAUCUUUACUCAUUCCAUCAGCGACAGCCCAGAGGAUUUACGCCCCGUCCUAGAGUCUCUAGGCAUUCAGUUGAAACCUGCACAGUACAAGGCAGAUGCCAAGGUCAUCUUAAAGCUUGUAUGCGAGCGAUUUUUUGGGCCCUCUACUAGCUUCGUCGACAUGCUUGUGCAGCAUGUACCUUCACCAGUCGAGUCGACGCAGCGAUUGCUGGAACGUCACUAUACCGGACCACUGGAUAGCAAAGUUGCCCGCUCUAUGCUGGAGUGCAAUCAAGACGGGCCCCUUGUCGUGCACAUUACUAAACUUUUCAACAAACCCGACGCCAAGAGCUUCUACUCUUUUGGUCGAGUCCUGAGUGGAACGGCACGACCCGGCGUGCAGGUCAGGGUGCUGGGAGAAGGCUACUCGCUCGACGAUGAGGAAGAUAUGACGACGACAACGAUUAAUCAGGUGUUUAUUGGCGAGACGAGAUAUAAUAUUCCCACCGACGGCGUACCAGCGGGUAAUCUCGUGCUACUGGGCGGAGUCGACAACUCAAUAGUCAAGACGGCCACAAUUGUACCUCUCACGCUAGAAGAUGAUGAGGACGCCUACAUUUUCAAGCCCAUCAGCCACUUUACAGAAUCAGUUCUUAAAGUCGCCGUUGAGCCCAUCAACCCCUCAGAGCUGCCCAAGAUGCUUGACGGUUUACGAAAGGUUCAAAAGUCGUACCCUCUCCUCAAUACGAAGGUCGAGGAGUCUGGCGAGCACAUCAUCAUUGGCACCGGCGAGCUAUACAUGGACUGCGUCCUGCACGACUUGCGUCGUCUAUACGCAGACAUGGAUAUCAAGGUAUCAGACCCCGUGACCAGGUUCUGCGAAACCGUCGUGGAAACGUCAGCCACCAAAUGCUAUGCCAUUACGCCGAACAAGAAGAACAAGAUAACCAUGGUGGCGGAGCAACUAGAAAAGGGUAUUUCGGUCGACAUUGAGACGGGCGCAGUCAAGAUUCGCGACCCCAUCAGGAAAACGGCCAAGUUUUUCGAAGAGAAGCACGGCUGGGAUAAGCUCGCCGCGCGCAGUAUCUGGGCUUUUGGCCCGGAUGAUACCGGCCCCAACAUCCUCCAAGACGACACGAUCCCGACCGAGGUCGACAAGAAGCUGCUCAACGCGGUGCGCGAGUCGAUCCGGCAGGGCUUCAGCUGGGCCGCGCGCGAGGGCCCGCUCUGCGAGGAGCCGAUUCGCAACACAAAAUUCAAAAUCACCGACGUGGUCCUCGCCAACGAGGCCAUUUUCCGCGGCGGCGGCCAAAUCAUCCCCACGGCGCGCCGCGCCUGCUACUCGUCCUUUCUCAUGGCCUCGCCGCGCCUCAUGGAGCCCGUCUACGCCGUCUCCGUGACGGGCCCGGAAGACUCCUACAUGGAGGUAUACAAUGUGCUCGCGCGUCGCCGCGGCCACGUGCUCUCUGACGGGCCCGUCGCCGGCACGCCGUUGUACCGCGUCAACGGCUUGCUGCCCGUCGUGGACUCGUUUGGCUUCGAGACGGACCUGCGCAUCAGGACGCAGGGCAGUAGCAUGGUCAGCAUGGUGCUUGACAGCUGGAGCGUCGUGCCCGGCGACCCGCUGGACAGGGAGCAGGUUGUGCCGCCGCUGCAGCCGGCGUCGGCGCAGGCGACGGCGCGGGACUUUGUGCUCAAGACGAGGCGGCGCAAGGGACUCAGCGAGGACGUGAGCGUCAAGACAUUCCUGGAACCGGAGUUUUACCAGAGCUUGAUGGAGAGCGGCAUGCUGGGCGAGCUGUAG
This is a messenger RNA of Beauveria bassiana ARSEF 2860, 2946 nucleotides long. RefSeq names its product elongation factor Tu GTP binding domain-containing protein. Gene Ontology annotation, biological process: mRNA splicing, via spliceosome. Gene Ontology annotation, cellular component: cytosol; U2-type catalytic step 2 spliceosome; U4/U6 x U5 tri-snRNP complex. Gene Ontology annotation, molecular function: GTPase activity; U5 snRNA binding; translation elongation factor activity. Lineage: Eukaryota; Fungi; Ascomycota; Sordariomycetes; Hypocreales; Cordycipitaceae. The transcript is spliced from 3 exons. The record is from RefSeq and is a predicted model, not a curated record. Bases 1 to 2946 code for a protein of 981 amino acids.